ACAAGCUUAAAAACACUUCUUGAAAGAUGUAGACAUGUAGGUGUCAAUCUUGCUUUCUCUCUCUCUCUCUCUCUCUCUCUCUAAGUAGUUUGACCACUUUCCCUAGUAUGUAAGGACAUUUAGAGUUGCAAAUAACAUUUUUCCAGGCCUUUAAUAUGUAUGACUAGUGAGGAUUCCCAAUAAUAUCCCUAUGGACACAAAAAGGAGUGAGAUAGAGUAGGAGUGUCAAACACAUUUGUAAAGAGAAGGGAUUCUAUUUUUAAUUAUGGCCUGUGGGGCAUGGUGUAAAAUGAGGAUUGCAUAUAUUACCCUCAGUCCACAGCAAAGCUGCCACUGAUGUCAAUGGGAGGUUUGUUCAAAGAUAGCAUAUGACCUUUAUAUAGGCACAGAUCCACAAAGGGACAUAGGUGUUGUACGGCUCAAUAGACUAACCACUCUCCUGGAGUCAGACAGCUUAUGUGGCUAAAUCCUUUCUUGUGAGAAUGAGUGAGGCACCUGCCUCACUCCACACAAAACAGCAAAGAGAAGCAGAUGCUACCUACUUUACAACUUUUAGUCCAGGGAUUAGCAUACUUGCCUUGGAUGUGGGAGACUCAGGUUCAAUUCCCCUCUCUGCCUGAGAGGGAGAAAGGCUCUGAAUAGGGGCCUCCCACCUCUCAGGAGAGUACUCUAACCACUUGGGAUAUUCUAAUGUAGGGCUUCCUCAAUCUCUCUCUUUGAAGCUGUUCCACUUCAGAUAAAUAACGAAAUAGUCAUUGGGCCAGAGAGAAAGAGGAAGAAUGACUCUAUAGCUUGGUGGAUAGGCACACCCAUGGGAGAGCGGGGUCCAAUGUCCUGGUUCCAAUGACUAUUUCAUUAUUUAUCCAAAAUGGAACAGUUUUAACAAGAAACCAUCCAAUAGCUCAGUGAUGAGAGCACUCUACUGAGAGACGUGGGAGACCCCUAUUCAAAGCCUUUCUCUCCUGCUGGCAGAGGGGAAAUUGAACCUGGGUCAUCAACACCCCAGGUGAGUGCUCCAACUACUGGGCUAAAAGCUAAAAGCAGGGAUGGUGUCCCUAGCCUCUGUUUGCCAGAAGCUGGGAAUAGGCAAUAAGGGAGGGAUCACUUGAUGAUUACCUGUUCUGUUCAUUUCCACUGGGGCACCUGGCAUUGGCCACUGUUGGAAGACAAGAUACUGGGCUAGAUGGUCCUUAGGUCUGACCCAAUAUGGGCGUUCUUAUACCUUGGGCACUGGUACUGCCAGAACCCCUACUGCUUAUUCUGGAUGGAUAAUGAAUGGGGCCUGAUCCAGUAGUUAUGUUCACAGGCAGCAGUGUGUAUGCCCAGAGGCAAAGACAUAGGUACCUAGGGAACUUACACCAUGAAAAUUUAGGCACUGAAUGAGUUUAGGCACUUGCAGUGUUAGGUGGCAGCCAAGUGGGGAGUUUGUAGUUUGAAGUGAACCUGAAACGGGGAUUUAAGCACUUUAGUGCCUUUGUGGAUCUGGGCCUAAACUUUUGUUUAUUAUAAUUAUUUAUUCAGUACCUGAUUCGGCACCACUCGGUUUAGAAUGACCACUAUUUCUGCCUUUUGUUUCUAUUCAUUCUCCAUCCUCCUUUCUCUUCCCUGUCUUGUGUCUCUCUUCCUUUUUGGCUCUGUAUUUCCUUCUAUGUAGCAACUCCCACCCACUUUGUGCUUCACUCUCAGCCCCUUUUCCCAUUCUGUCACGAAAAUGAUCAGUGUCAUCAUUAGGUUUUAGCAUUAAUAUUCCAAUUCAAUUAAUGUACAGAGGAGUUCACACCUCCGAAUCAUUGUUUCAGGCUGUCUACAGACUUAGGAAGACACCACCAAAAUGGAUAUACUCAGCUGACAUUUGGAAUGUUUUCUUUGCUACCACAAGAGCUAAAAAUUGAUAUAUUUUUAAAUGAAAGCUUAGAUUCUGCAGAAUCUGAAUACAUCAUGUGGGGCCACAAAAAUACAUCAAGUGGACCAGAUCUGGCCAACAGACUGGGUGUUUGACACCCCCUACUACAGAGGGAGGAGACUAGAUAGGGAAAAGAUAACAAAUCAUACUACUAACAUGAUAAAAUACGUUUGCAGUUUUUCCCAGUUAUUAUUUUCAGUUUAUAGAAAAUAUCGUAUGUCUAUUCUCUCCCUCCAGUCUUUGUGCAAAAUCUUCAUUGGCAUCAGAGAGAGUUUUUGCAUGAAGAUCCAGGCUAGAAAAUAGACCAUGCAUUGUAAUGUAUCAGAUUUCGAGAGUUUUCAGUUAGUAGAUCAUAAGAGUUAUAUGAUCAUCCAAACUUUCACAAAUACUGGCUUUUUAACUUUUUGAUUAUAGAUAGACUAUUAUGGAAAAAGUACUGAGACACUGGUACAUUGUUUUCUAGUGAUUUAGUGUACUAAAUGUGCAUAUGCUGGGGGCCCUCCUUCCUGGAGCUUACUGCAGGAUUGGAGCCUACAUUGCUAACUUUUUAUGAAAGGUAAACAGAAUUGUUUACAAUACAAAUUAUUUUCUUAUGUAAUUAUUAAAAGGGAGCAUGACAAAUACACAGGCAUAGCAGACAUAGUAUAGGUUUUGAGUUACAAUAAAUAUGUAAAAUUUACAUUGAAGAUUCUGUCCCCUCCCCCCCCCAUCACUUCAUUUCAUUUGUCCCACCUUUCACCAAAUGAUUAGCUAAAAUUUAUAUGAUACAAAUCGAUUCAAUAAUUACUGUGAAAUAUGCUUUAUUUCAGGGGGAGAAAUCCAGAAACUAUGAGACAGUGCCACUGGAAAUAGUUAUUAUGGUAGAUAGGAACUUGCAUGACCUCUACUGGGUUAUCACUUCAUAACCUUGUAAGUCAGUAUUGCUAUCACUGUAGUCCUUUUUGAAAGUGAAUAAUUAAAUGUUUGUGAUUGUGCAAGUUGUUACGAUAGAACAGAAAUUCUCAUUUUCCUUUCCUCUCCUGUUUUCUGUAAAAUAACAAAAUUGCAACAUGGAAUAUAAAUUCUAAGUGGAAUCUUUCAUUCUUUUAUUUUCAUUGUAAGAAUUCAGUGAGGUUAAGGAUGAAAUCUUGGUCUCAUUUACUUCAGUGGGGUCAGUAUUUCACCCUAAGCAUUUUCUUGAAGAAGUAUACACCUGUAGGCCACUUAUGGACCAUAUAAUCAGUGGGUAUUCUUCCAAGCUCAUAUAUGAUUUCAUAUGUGAAAUGUGGGUGGGGCUUGUUAUUUUACUAAAGCAGUGUUUCAAAAAUGAUGUAAGUAUUGUGCAGCACUGAUUGCUGAAGCUAUGAUGUCAUACCCCAAUAGAUCACCUGUCAGAGACAUUUUUUCAGGAAUUAUGGUGGUGAUUCUCACUUAUGCAGAGUGCCUGUUAGUGUUGGGUAAUUUAGGGCUAAAUUCUUACUUAGCCCUUAGCUCUGACAGAGUGGUGGGACUUUAGGGAUAAAUUCUGGCUUGGUUUUCCAAGGCACUAUGGCUGGGGGAGUAAGUGGUAGCAGAGCUUCAGGGCUGAGUAGAGGUUCUUGUGCAGGGAAUGGGGAGAGGUGGGGAAAUUGGGAGUACUGAACUCAGCAGAAUUCUUUUCUUGCUGGUCCAAAAAUAAACAAUAUCUGCUAAAGAAGAACUUGCCCACCAUGCCCCCCACACCACUUUCCCAUAUCACCUUGGGGGUAAUGGAUGCCACUGGGCAUCUUAGCUAGUCUAUCUGUCUACCAUUCAGUGGCAUUCUAAGUAAUCAUCUGUCUUGUCUCCUGCCUGAGUAGGCUGAUUCCUGCAUCUCUCCUAAUGCAUCUGGAAAACAAAAUAUAGCUUUUAGUAAGAUUAAUUUAGUGUAUCCCUGCAACAGGGAGGCCUGCCCCUUUUAGGGCCUGUUGCCAGCCUGCACUGUUCCUUUAUCAGCCCCAGCUGGGAAAGGGUCAGGUGAUGUCAGAGGAGAGCUGCAGGAGGGAGGUUGGCUCCUGUGCCAGGUCCUGAAGCAGAGAGAGUCACAAAGGGAAAGGUCUCUGGGACCUUGCAACCUGGGUUCGUCAGGGGACUAGUUUUCUUUUGUGUUUGAAUUAAUAAACCACGUCCUGAAGGAAGGCCUUGAAAGAGACUUGGUUAUGGCUUGUGACUAAUCUGCAAGCCCUUCCUAGGCUGGGAGAGGCAUGCCAGCAGCCUACAAUCCCUCUUUCAGUCUACCUCUAGUGAAAAUGUAUUCCUUAAAUCCUUUUGAUUGUGAAAUAUGUGCAUGCACACAGCUGAUCAAUUUCUUGGUCAAUCACAUGAAAAUAAUUCUAGCUCACCUAUAAAAAUGCAAGAUGGAAUCCUUACUAAAAAAGGAUUCUAUUAAUACCUCAUUCGAUUUUCCAUUAUGUCUUACCCAAAAUGGAUAGACACUGUGGCUAUAUAGUGGAGAAAAUGUCCCAUGCUAUUAAUAAAAGAAAACUGAUUUUGCCACAUUUUUUUCUCAAAAGAUCAAAUUGUGUAUGUGGAAGACUGAAGAAUGCUACCAUAAAGAGUCAAGCUAUAACACAAAAAAUCACGAUCACAACUAAAGUAAUUUUUAAGGUUUUGACCAAUGAUUAGACUGGCCAUAUUUGAUAUUAUGCAACUUGACUGCUGCAUAACAUCUACUAUUGUCUUCUUCAUAAACCAGAUGUUUUAAGGGCCUUUCAUGUAGACUGAUAACAGUGCUUAUGUAAAAGUAACUGAGUGUUGUAAUUGUAGAUUACAAAGAAAGUAAUACUUUGGAAAAAUAGCGAUGAGAACAUGGAAAAACUUGCUUAGUGAGAGAGUUCUUUUUUAUUUAUUUAUUUAUUUAAUUAAUUAUAAAUGGCAAAGCAAAAGCACUCCAAAAAUGGAGGGCUUAAUUAGAGCUAUUUGUUAUUUUAAAAUAUGCUCAUUUCUACCCUGAUUCAGUUUUGUGGGACUCCCCGCUGCUAAAUUCACCUAACUGGGUGCAGGCAUAGUUGAAAAUAGCAGAUGGGGUGGAGGUGGGCAAAUUAUUAUUCUCUUUGAAACUGUGCUGGUUUAAGUCUUAAGUGUUCUGUCACCCAGUGAGUUCACAUUUUUGUUUUUUCAUGAGGGAGUGGAUGGCUCAGGUCACUGGUUAUGAUUAGAUUGUCAUCUCUGAACUAUUGGUUCACAUCCAGCCUAAGUUAUUAGGAAAUUUAAAGCUGAUGGCCUACUAUGUGAAAUAAAUUGGUAGGACCUGUCAAUUUCCUAGUGGCUAAGCAAUCACAACUGGUUCCAAUCACUGCCCUCACUGGCAGUUUCAGAAGAGAAGCCAAGGAGUGAAUGGGCAUGGAGACUGAAUUGCCUUCUCAUCCCUAAAGAUAGAUUCUUCAGAACAAGUUUGAGGUCUAUUGGUGGAGUAAGGAAUUCUUUUGCUGCUGUUGCUUUAUUUGUUCUGUGCCUAAUAAUGGCUGCUAGUAUCCACCCAGAGCCAUCAGUCCAGCACCUCUUACAAACUAAAUAAAUUCCAUUUGAAGCAGAAAAGUUUGCAACCUUGUAUGCCAUCAGGAUCCACAUUUCUCAGCCUUUUGCCAAGGCGCUCCAGCAGAGAGUUAGAAGUGGGGACCUGAUGUUUCUAAUAUAACAAAUAAAACAAAACACUUUUUUGGUGACAGGGCAUAGUAUAGAUGGAUAGCCUUCAUACAUAAUCAAUUAACAGUAAAAGGCAAAAGGAAUGUAUUGUUUAAUUUUUGGUUAACCUUGAGCACAGACCACAUUGCAGUGAGUGACUAAUAGGAUAUGGAAGGACAUGUAGCACAUUACCGUCCAGGCCUGAAAUCUUUGCUCACACAAGUAGUUCUUACUCACAUAGGACUAGAUUGUGCACAGUUGCACUGCCUCACGAAUAGUCCAAGGAACAAAUUCUGACUCAGUGUCAUAGUUCCUCCCUUUCCCACUUGUUCUGAGGGAAGAAUAAGUUACUUCAUCCUUUGUCAUAAAGCAAUUUCCUCCCUGCUGUGCAUCCAACCAGCUACAGUGGGCUGCAAGCUGGGAAAUUGGAGCCAGGACUCCUUCCGGGGCAUGCCGCUCUCUGCCCUCUCACUCACCACCCUUGCUCGCCUCCCCACACCCUGAAUCACUAUCUGAACAGCUGAGCACAAGUAUAAAGAGGGUCUUACUCUCCUGUGGGGCUGAGUAACAGCUGUGACAAACUAGUCCAUUAGCACUUCUAUUGAAGGGUCAGUGCCCUUUCCCACAUUUGAGCCUCUUAACAAAAGUAUCUACUUGAUACAUCAUGCUGCUUUUUAUCAAAUACAUUGCUAUUGUAUCUUAAUGACAAGUCUCAUAUACCCAGUUACAACAUGAAAUUAUUUUCACCUAAAUACUUUAAUAUCUUUUAGUGAAAUAAUUGUAAUAACCUUGGCAAUGACAAUAGUUGAACUAACUUUACUUUGGUGAAAGAUCAACAAUAACAAAGUGCAAGCUAAAUGAAUUCAAAGCUCUGCUUCAAAAUCUGUGGUACAAUAUGGCCCAGAAUUAUUAAUGUGAUUCAAUUUAGCCCUAAUUCAUUUUUAAAACACUCUGUUCACUGGGAAAGCUUCCUAUUAGAAGAAAUUUAAAUCUGAUUAAAGAUUUAGACUAUAUUAUUAACAUACGUUUUCCUUCCAAGUUUCAUGUUGCAGGGAGUUAGAACGGUUGCCUUUUAUCUUUAGGCAUCAGAGUUCAAAUUCUGCCUUGUAGUCACAAGUGAAAAUGAGUUUGGUCUCAAUCUAGACCCUGACCUUGCAACAGGUGGACCCAGGGGCCAUUGUUUUCAUUUGGAUUCAAUUCAUAAUCCUCAUUUGUCUCUACUUCAAAGAGUUUACACUGCAAAGAAACUAAUGCAAGGUCUACUUUUUUUUAUGGUUGUUUGGGCAGGAGACAGAACCUUCUUGGGGACUGAUCCAAGACUUUGAAACUCACUUCCACAGAAACUAAGAAUUACCACAAACUUCAUCACUUUUUGUUCCAAGUGCAAAAUGCAGUUCCUUUCCCUAGCAUUCAAACAUUAGAAGCUCAUAAUAAAUCACACACAAGAAAACAAAGCUACACAAGCUAGUUUCUCCUCCAGGGAGAGGAAUGGAGAAGGAACCCCUUGCUAGUCACAUUGUCUAAUGCAUCAACGGAAGAUGCUCAGAUACCUCAAUGAUGGGUGUGGUAUAAGAACAUGAAGAGAACAGAACAGUGCCUGAAUAUUACUGCAGAUGUUGGAAAUCAAACUAGUUAAAACCAAUGCAAACCCCUAAUGCAGACACAUUUAAACCAUUUUAAUGCUUGCUUUAAAUCAGUUUAGCUUCAUUCAGUAAUUUACUGACAACAGCUAAACAAAUUUAAGAAGAGUUAAACUGGUUUGAAUGUGGGGCGUUAAUUAGGGUUAUGCACCAAUCUACCUAGAUGGAAUUAACAGUUGCACUAGUUUAACUAAACUGAUUUUAUAUCCUGAGAGGCAGCCUGAGAGACAGGGCAGAAUUGUGUGAGAGAAACUACAUAAUACAGACCCGAUAUUCAGCAGUGAUAAGCACCCACAACUGGGGAUGGAGUACCUGAAAGAUGACAAUGGGGCUAUAGUCUCUCCCUCCCACCCCCCAUGCCUGGCUCCAUUCACUUACUAGGGUAUGGAGGCAAGGAAAGGAUUUGGGUUUGUUUUUUUGCUUAAUCUUCAACUCGGUUUAAUCUAAUGUUUCCAUACUAGGGGGUGGGGGGAAACUAUUUGUCAUUUGUACUUCAACAAAACAAGGAUGUUAAGGUCAAACCUCACUCCUGACACAUUUCCUUUGAGGGAGGGCGAUGGGCUCGGAGACAUUCUUGGGAGCUGAAAGGAGAAAUAGUUGAGCUUGGUUCCAGUUUGAGGGAACAGAGGGUUCCAGCUUGGUCUGGGAGUGCCAAAAGAAUCCAGUCCUCCCCCACUUCACAGAGGGAAGAGAAGAUGCGAGGAGCGAUUCCCCUGUGCGUCCUUCUGCAUGCCAGCUCUGUGCUGUGCGGUGCGGAGCAGCCCCGGCGCAACCACACUUGGUGCGAAGGCUCUGGCGCCUGCUACAGUGUCCACCUUGCCCAAGUGCCCUUCAGCAGAGCCCAGAAGGCCUGCGCUGUGCGCGGGGGAGCGCUGAGCACGGCCAGCGGGGAGGCAGAGGUGCGGGCCAUCCUCGCCCUGCUGAGAGUGGUGGCAGCCGAGCCCGGCUCCUGGAUGUUCUGGCUCUGGCUGGUCAGGGGAGUGCAGCAAUGCACCCAGAUGGAUUGGCCGCUGCGGGGCUUCUCAUGGCUGGCGGGCCCCCAGCAGGCGCCCCAGGGAGAGCCCAAGGAGCUGGACAAGUGGGUGAAAGAGCCGAGCAGGUCGUGCAUCACCCGGCGGUGCGCGGGGCUGCAGGUCACUGCGGGGCGCCAGGACCUGGAACCCUGGGGUUGGAAGGAGCUGGCCUGCAGGGACACCACCACCCAAGGCUAUGUGUGUAAGUACCAGUACAACGGCACCUGUCCAGCUCCGCGGCCCCAGGGCGCCCGCAGCCUCCUCUAUUCGCUCCCUUACCAGCUGCACAGCGCCGCCCUGGACUUCAGCCCCCCGGGCACUGAGCUCGUGGUGGCCUGCCCCGGGCCCCGGGGAGACGUGCGGCUGCUCUGCGAGCUGGGGCAGGGCGGCUACAACUGGACGGGCGCUGGGGAGCAGCUGUGCCCUUGCCCCUCCGGGUACCAGAGCCCCAGCACUGGAGCCUGCAUGGAGCCCAGAGACUGCACCAGCGCCCAGGGCGCUUUCCUCUGCGUGUGCGCCCGGGGCUUCCUCCUAGGGGCCGACAAGAAAUCCUGUGUGCGCCCCGGGUACAUCGGGGGCUCGGCCACAGCGGCACCCGACCCGACCCUGUCUGCGGGGAGGACUGUCCCCAGCAGCAGCUGGGGUGCGCCUUCCUCCCCCUCCAGCUCUCAGCCAAGCACAGCUGGGGAGGUACAGUCCUCGUCCUCCCCCACGUAUGUCUUCAUCUUGGUCGCCAUGGCUGUGGUGACGGUGGUGAUCCUGGUCGGGGCCGUGCUGGUGGUCUUCAAACUCUGCUUCACUAAGAGCCCCUCCUCGGCUAGCGGGGCCGGCAAGGAGCCGGCUCCAGCAGCAGCCGCAGAGAGUGAUCCAGAGGCCACCACCACCAGUUCCGAGAAUUCCUUGGAGGCCCGGGGAGACACGGCAGAGAGAUUGCAGGGCGAGCCCAGCCCAGAGGAGGAAGCUCCACUCGGGAAUUAAGAACCUCUAGGGCACCAUGGACCAUGGAAGCUUAAUUUGAAAUGAACCAGCCCUGACUUUCCUUUCGUGUGAGUGACCCCAGGCUGAGCUGGCAGCUCCCACCCAUUUGGAGGGAGGCUUCUUCGUGUCAAGGCGUCUCUCUGGAGAGGAAGGAUUUGGCGAUGUUUCAAUGAAACCCUGAACAUCUCAUCGCCUGGUUUUGUUGUUUUUUUAAACAUAUUCAUGUAAAUUGCCAACGGGCUUGUCAGACGUGCCCAUGACAAUGCCCUGACGAAGGAAGGGUCUGGCUGGGAUAUCUGCAACACAGGGCUUGAUGUGGCCUUUAAUGCAUUUAUGCUUUAUGGCCAAAAUGGUCAGACUUGGGUGCUGAAAGUUAAGCACUUAAGCGGCUUGUUUUUCAGGGGUUCCGAGAACCUGCAGCUUCUGGUAAUUUCCCUGGGAGUUUUUAAUCACAUUCUGAAAAGCAGGUCACUUAUUUAGGUGCAUACUUAAAUAAAAUAUAGAGGAUGGGGCCUGAGUUUCAGAAGGGCUGAUCACCAGCACCUCCUGUUGACUUCAACUGGAGUUUGGAUUCUUAGCAUCUCCGGGAAGCAACCAAGUUUGAAAAUGUUGACCAAGUUGCCUUACAAGUUGUAAAUUAUGCCUUGAUGUAGAAUAUUUGAGUGGUACUUGGGGGCUUUAAUUUUAUUUUUAAUUGUUGUUUGAACAUUUGGAUAUAUACGCGUCCAUAAUUUUGGAGGAAACUCAGAUCCAAACACUGUUUAGCCAGACUUUUUUUUUUAAUGUUCAGUUCAUUACUGUAUUUGAAAAAUCAUUAAAUUGCAGAUGGGGAGGUAGGCUAAUGGGGAGUUAAUUUUGUAUCAGUCUAUGGAAGAAAAAUAAAGGAUGUUUUAGAACCUAAA
Messenger RNA from Malaclemys terrapin pileata, 10057 nucleotides. RefSeq names its product C-type lectin domain containing 14A (gene CLEC14A). The record is from RefSeq and is a predicted model, not a curated record. The coding region runs from base 7860 to 9155 and encodes 431 amino acids. Gene Ontology annotation, biological process: cell migration. Gene Ontology annotation, cellular component: external side of plasma membrane; extracellular matrix. NCBI's taxonomy places the organism in Eukaryota, Metazoa, Chordata, Testudines, Emydidae. The transcript has a single exon. Gene Ontology annotation, molecular function: extracellular matrix protein binding; extracellular matrix binding.